This is a messenger RNA of Geodia barretti, 717 nucleotides long. Lineage: Eukaryota; Metazoa; Porifera; Demospongiae; Tetractinellida; Geodiidae. The record is from the annotation of a GenBank genome assembly.
AUGCACCUUACUGAACAACAACUCAACUUUUUCCACACCUUCGGCUUCAUCCAUAUCCCACAACUUUUCCAGCCGGAUGAGGUCACUUGGAUUAUCGAGGAAUUUGAGCACGUCCUUGAUACUUACGGGAAAGGCGAUGGACACGACGGUUCACAACGGACCAUGAUUGUUCCCACGAUCGAUCACAGCGAAAAACUCUGCACACUGCUCGACGACCCACGCGUUGUCGGUAUCGCCUCCGAUAUUUUGGGGGACGACUUUAACUACGCUUCGGGCGACGGCAACUACUACAGCGGGGAUACCGGCUGGCACGCCGAUGGCGGAUACCCUGAAAUUUUCGCGAUCAAAAUAGCAUACUAUCUCGAUCCGCUGCGCCGUGAUACCGGCUGUUUGCGCGUUAUGCCGGGCAGCCAUCGGCCCGACUCCUUUUGGCGGACAGGGAAUGUGGCGCCGAGAGAUUCUGAAGAGUUAUGGGGAGUCCCACCCUCCGAGGUUCCGGGGAAUGUCGCCCUAGAAACGAACCCCGGUGAUCUGGCAAUCUUCUAUCACGAUACCUUCCACGCCUCCUUCGGCGGCAGCGAACGCCGGCGCAUGUUUACCAUGAAUCUGAUUAAGCAAGGGGUAACGGAGGAAGGGAUCGCGCGCGUGGAUCAAUACCUCCGUCAUCACUGCCCUGUCGCACACGGGUUCAAAAUCGGCGGCAUGUACACCGACUGA